Molecule: messenger RNA, 639 nt
Organism: Vicia faba (fava bean)
Lineage: Eukaryota; Viridiplantae; Streptophyta; Magnoliopsida; Fabales; Fabaceae
Source: the annotation of a GenBank genome assembly
AUGUCAACAAAAGGCUCAUGGAUGACUCUGAAAUUCAGAGGUGCUGUUGAUGUGGUUCGUGCUAGCAGAUUCCAAUUAACCCAUCGUGGAUUCAAGAGAAACUCUCCAAUUGUGACGGCGUCAAGGAUUGGAAGUAGCUAUUGGAUGCAACCUAGUAUACAAUUCUUCAGCACCAAAAGAAACAUAAGCAUAAACGCAAACAGAUUAAAGGAUGAUGAGGUUCAACCUGAAGCUCCUGAUUCUACAAUUUUCGCCUUUUCUUCAUGGGUAAAAUGGGUUUUGUGUUCGUUAGUUUCUUUCAUGGUACCUUUCUGGAGACAAAAUUGGGAAAAACUACAGAGAAUAGAAGAAGAGGCAGAGUUUGUGAUUGAAGAGGUUGAAAAAGUGGCAGAAGUAAUAGAAAAAGUGGCUGAAGAAGCGGAGAAGGUAAGUGAAAAUAUAGCAGAAAAGUUUCCUGAGGAUGCUAAGUUAAAGAAUGCAGCAUUGGUGGUUGAAAAUGUAUCAAAACAAGUAGCUCAUGAUGCUCAGAUAACAGAAGAGUUCAUACACAAGAUUGAAGAAGUCGUUGAUGACAUAGAGGAUGUAGAAUCAUUUGUGGAACCAGCAAUUGACAAGAUUGUGAAGAAAAAAGAAACUUGA